AUGCACUACUUGGCUGAGUUAAAUUACAAAUUUAAUUCCAAUAUGUUCAAUAAAAGUUAUGCUAUUCCAGAUGGCACUUAUAGUAAAUUCCCAUCUGCUUAUCCCUAAUAAGAAUCUCAAUUAAGAAUGAAUUAAUAUCUAUUAUGCAACUUUUGAAGCAAUAUAUUAUCCACUUUUCAGAUAUUUUA
Messenger RNA from Paramecium octaurelia, 188 nucleotides. The record is from the annotation of a GenBank genome assembly. NCBI's taxonomy places the organism in Eukaryota, Ciliophora, Oligohymenophorea, Peniculida, Parameciidae.